This is a messenger RNA of Anarrhichthys ocellatus (wolf-eel), 7042 nucleotides long. It is a transcript of the gene dse, whose product is annotated as dermatan sulfate epimerase. Gene Ontology annotation, molecular function: chondroitin-glucuronate 5-epimerase activity. Lineage: Eukaryota; Metazoa; Chordata; Actinopteri; Perciformes; Anarhichadidae. The record is from RefSeq and is a predicted model, not a curated record. The coding region runs from base 2041 to 4902 and encodes 953 amino acids. The transcript is spliced from 6 exons.
UCAGCCUGCAGGAGGUAAUCGGCUGGAGUGGCUGCAGCUGUGUGGCCAUGGGAGGUGUCUGGUCUGACAGAGAUCCUGACAAAGAGCCAGAAAGUUUGCUGAAAAACACACCGGACUUUUACUCAGAGGGCUUGUAUUUGUAAAACCGAAAGAUGUGUUAUUUUUUGACGCCAAGCCAUUGAGUCACAUCACACCCGUAGCUUAGGUUACAUAAGAAGUGAAGUUAUUUUAAGCCAAACCAUGAUGUUUUUUCUAACCUUAACCAAGUAGUUUUGUUGCCUAAACCUAACUGCCACCGCGUCACGAUGUUAACCACGCGCUAACCACCUGCAUCAAGAUACUACGCAAAAAGGCCCGGCCCAAGAGGCAAAAUAUGACGAGUAGGGAUGAGACCACAUUGCAGCUACAUAAACAAGACAAGGUGUCUAUGUAACUAAUUUGGUGUUUUUUAGAAGUACUUUUGAUGGAGCCUGACUAGCUUCUUGGCUUGUUUUUUAGCCUUUGUGCUAAGCUGGGCUAAACAUCCCGGACCAAUCUCUAUGUUAACCACAUGGAGACGAUACUGGUUUCAAUCUUCUCGUCUCAUCAAACAAGAGGAUUUUAAAAAUGUCCUUUUAGAUGACCAUCAUCUCACGGAGGCGGAGAGAAUAUUUUGACAAUAAGCAGCAUAUAGCUGUCAUGUCAGUCAUCCAAAGUGAAUUCUUACUUGUGCCGUGUGUGUUUUAUGCAUACAGCUGUGGUGAUUGUAUUCUUCUUUUCUCAUCUGACUUUGAAAAUUUGACGUGCACAUUUGCCUUAUGUUGGAUUCAUUUGUGGUCUUAAGUUCUUGAAAACACAGGGAAAGUUCAGUUCUGUGUUGAAGUGUACUGUCAAAGAAAUAAAAUGUUCUACAAUUUUCUUACACAGGGUUUUCUCUUUUCGAGUUUGGUUUGCGACCAAAGACCCUGUAAGUUCUGUAUACGUGCAUAUAGUUGCACAGGUUUAAAUGGGAACAGAACACAUAGAGCCAAGUUUGAGACAUGACCCAGUUAACAACAACAGGUAAUUUGUUUAAAUGGGAUGCAAAGUAACAAUGUAUUUUAGUAUUUUUUAUUUUUUUUUCAAGCAGCUCUGCAACAUAGGACAUUGAACUCCUCUGCAGUACUUCUUCAAGGAAAACCAACAACCUGUCUCCCUUCUGUCCCCUACCAGAGUUCAGCUGUAGUUACUAGCUGUUGUGAUAACAUAGCAAAACAUAUUCACCCUCUGAAUAUGAAUAUGCAUGCAUGUUUUCCCAUUGACAUUUCACACCUGUCAGACAACAGCAUUAAUAACUUUUCUUUGUUGUUGUAAUUUGCUAAAAAAAACAAGCAGAAACUACAGAUUUCCCACUUUAGGAUUAUUUAAUCAUAAAAGUGGAGUGAAGUUCCAUUUACGAGGUUUGUUUUCUUGUUUUUUAAGGAUUCAGCGCUCAGAUAAGCACAUUGGAAUUGGCCAUCCUGAUUUAUUUUUACUCCCUUCUUUAUGAUUAUGGCUCUACUUGAGAUUCCCAAUGAGGAUCUAAUUUAGUCUUCAUUUCGCAUGUUGCAUUAGUUUUUUUUCUUGUGGUGCAACUCAAAAACAGAAGUGAAGUGCUUCUUUUAGAAAGUGUCAUUUCUAUUUAUUUCUGAGGAAAAGAGCGGCUUACAACACUAACGAAACUUGAAAUGUGAACUAUAAUGACUUUCAAACUGGAGCUAGCAAAGAGCUAAUAUUCAAGCUAGCUGUACAUCAAAAUGUCCAAUAUUAUCCCCUUUAAAUCUCCAUUCUCCACUACCGCCCCUCCUCACUCGCGAGCAUGACACUCCCUCCUCACUCACUCGCACACUCGUUCCCUCCCCUCCUCUCUCUAACUUCGUUUCGUCCCUAAAAACUAACUUUUCAACCGUAUUGAUAACUUGUCCUCAAAUCCCCGCUGUGACGAAGAAGAAAUGACUGUUAAGACGAGGGGGAAACGGAUUAGCGAGCACCGCUUCUGACAGCUGAGCUCCUUCGGCCACAGUCCCCCCGCCUGAUGAGACGAUGAGAACCCACACCCGCGGGGCCCCCACAGUCUUCUUCCUAAGCCUGCUGUGGCCCCUGCUCGCCCCUGUGGUGGCGGAAGUGGACCCCAGCGGAGGAAUCCCCUUCAUGGGGGGCAACUACAACGGUCACCCCAUGCUGUACUUCAACCGGGGGGACGUGGAGGAGCUGCAGUAUGCGGCCGCGGGGACUCACCGGGACAUGUCGAGGAGGAUCCGUGACGCGGGCGAAACCAUGCUGGAGCACCCGGAGAUGUACCUGCCCCCCUGGAGCCCCGCAGAGUUCAGCGCCCGCUGGAACGAGGUGUACGGAAACAACCUGGGCGUACUGUCCAUGUUCUGCAUGCUGUACCCGCACAGGGCGGGGGCCCUCGACCUGGCCAAGGACUACAUGGAGAGGAUGGCGGCUCAGCCUAGUUGGUUGGUUAAAGACGCCCCCUGGGAUGAAGUUCCUGUGGCGCACUCUUUGGUCGGGUUCGCCACCGCUUACGACUUCCUGUACGAGUACUUGAACAAGGGUCAACAGGAGCGGUUCCUCCAGGUGAUCGGCAACGUGUCGCGCCUGAUGUAUGAGAAGUCCUACGUCCGGGGCUGGGGGUUCCAGUACCUGCACAACCACCAGCCCACCAACUGCGUGGCGCUGCUCACGGGAAGCCUGGUUUACAUGACCCAAGGUUACCUCCAGGAGGCCUACCUGUGGACCAAGCAGGUCCUGUCCAUUAUGGAGAAGUCCAUGGUCCUCCUGCAGGACGUGACGGACGGCUCCCUGUAUGAAGGCGUGGCCUACGGGACGUACACCACCCGCUCUCUGUUCCAGUACAUGUUCCUGGUGCAGCGCCACUUCGCCAUCAGCCACUUCGACCACCCCUGGCUCCUCAAACACUUCGCCUUCCUGUACAGGACCAUCCUGCCGGGCUUUCAGAGGACCGUGGCCAUCGCAGACUCCAACUACAACUGGUUCUAUGGGCCGGAGAGCCAGCUGGUCUUCUUGGAUCGCUACGUGUUGCGUAACGGCAGUGGAAACUGGCUGGCAGAUCUGAUUCAUCAAAACAGGGUGACGGAGGGGCCAGGGCAGGCUGGAAAAGGCCAGCGAUGGUGUACUCUUCACACUGAGUUCAUCUGGUAUGACCCGGGACUGAUUGCUAAGCCUCCGUCAGACUUUGGAACGUCCCAACUCCACCACUUUGAGGAUUGGGGCGUGGUGACGUACGGCAGUGCUCUACCCGCAGACACCAACCGCACCUUUCUCUCCUUCAAGUCCGGGAAGCUGGGGGGGCGCGCCAUCUUUGACAUCGUUCACAGGAGCAAGUACAAAGAGUGGAUCAAAGGGUGGAGGAACUUCAACGCCGGCCACGAGCACCCGGAUCAGAACACGUUCACGUUUGCGCCCAACGGCGUCCCGUUCAUCACCGAGGCGCUGUACGGACCCAAGUACACUUUGUUGAACAAUGCGGUGUUGUUCAGCUCCACGGUCUCAGGGAGCUGCUUUAAGCCGUGGGCUGGACAGGUAACGGAAGCCUGCGAUUCCAAGUGGCUGAAGUACAAGGUGGGGCUGGCGGCCGACGCCCAGGGCAAAGUGGAAGCCGCGAUGGAGAGACAGGGAAUGGUCUUCAUCCGUGGCGAGGGACAGUCCGCUUAUAACCCGGAGCUGAAGAUCAGGAACUUCCAGAGAAACCUGCUCCUUCUUCACCCGCAGCUCCUGCUCCUCGUGGAUCACAUCCACCUGCAUCCAAACAGCCCGACCCGGGCCAUGAGCGCCUUCUUUCACAACACGGAUCUCCCGUUCCAGGGUACAAAAAUAGACGGCGUUCACGGAGCGUUUGUGUCACACGGCGAGGAUAAGUACAAGAUGUUUUGGCUGGACGACACAGGCUACAGCAACAAAGGAGUGGUAGGUUAUUGGAAUUACCCCCAAGGGUACCCGUACAAUGGCUCCAACUAUGUGAACGUCACAAUGCCGUUGAGGUACCCUCACACCAGGGUGGCCUACAUUUUCUUCGGGCCAGGCGUGGACGUACAGAGCUUCAGCCUGCGCGGCGACGACCAGAGGGUGGACAUUUACCUGGCCACCAAGGACCACACGUACACAAUCUACCUGCUGACCGGGGAGCUCAUCAGCAAGCCCCUGUUCGCCAUGGUGCUGCUGGACCACAAGAAGGUCGUGUUCGAGAAGGCGGCGGCGGGCGCGGAGGACAGCUCGCCCGACGAGGUGGAGGAAUACGUCAACGUGAUGGAGGACAACCUCCAGCACGUCAAGCCCGUCUUCCAGCAGAUGGAGAGACACAUCCUAGGACAGGUCCUCAACACCGCCAGCUUCCACAAGACCGCGGAGCGCCUCCUCCAGUUCUCCGAUAAGAAGAAGACGGAGGAGGUGAUAGAGAAGAUGUUCACCAUGUCGAAGAAGCAGGGCAAGGGCAAAGGGGGGAAGAAAGUGAACCUCGGGGAGAAGCUUUCAGAGAGUCUGCCCGACAUUUUUGCACAGAUUGAGGUGAAUGAGAAAAAGGUGCGCCAGAGGACUUCAAAGCGUACGUACGAAGACAGUCCAGAGGAGGGAGAGGGGGCCUUCAUGGAUUAUGCAGACGGCCGCAAAAACAGAAAGGGGGCCUUUGUCAAGGGCCGUAAAUUCAAGGAGGUUCACAUGGUGGCCACGGCCGGGAGCGAGGGUCUCUCCAGCAUCGCCUCCUACAUACGACUCUUCCUCCUCCUGAACACCGCCACCUUCUUUCUGCUGCUGGCCAUGUUACUGACCCGCUUCCAGAGGGGUCGGAGUUUGAACACGCAGAGGUGUUUCUACACCAUCCUUCUGAUGGACUGCUUCAUCUUACUGUACCUCUACUUGUCAUGCUCUCACACAGAGUGUUGACGUCACCGCGGUGGGAGGGGGGGAGGGGGGGUUCCGUCCAGACUGCAGAACGAACGACGUGUUGUUCACGGGUUUGAAGUAAACGCUGCACCCCAGAACCUCGGUCCGAGCCGGAUCUUACGACACAAUGUUAGGGCCAGUUUUAGAAAACAAAGGAAAAAUAUCUGAGAUUUCAAGAAUAAAUGUUUUAAAUAUUUUGAGAAUAAAAGGUCAUGUUGUAAGAAUAAAGAAAAAAAAAGAAGUCACAAUAUUCCAUCAGUAAAGCCUUAAUGGUGUGAGAUUCUCAUUUGCUCUUGCUCAGCUUUAACUAAGUUAGGGCUGCGACUGGGCUGAAAAUCUAGGUUUCAUCUAUGAACACAAAAUAGACAUUUUAACUUGACAUUUCCUAAAAAUUACGAUUUCAUUUUCAUAAUAUUAUGCAUUUUAUUCUAAGAAUAUUAUGUCUUUUCUUCUCAUAAUAUCUUUUAUUUGAAUAAUAUUUUUUUUUUCCUCCACAAUUACGACUUUAUAGUACUAUUAUGAUUUCUUUAUUACUUGUUUUUUUUGCUCUCAUAAUCUUCUAGAAUUUACCACUCCUACUAUCACUUUUUCUAUUAUUUUUAUAAAACACAAAAUCGCAAAUUUGCCUCAGGAUAGUAAUCUAUAAAAUGACAACUUCAUUCUCAUAAUAUUAUGACUUUUUCUAGAAAUCACAACUGUAUUCUCACAACAUUCUGACUCCUCCCCCCAGAAUAUUCUAAGUGUGUCCUUGAAAUCUUUUUUUUUUUUUAACUGUGGACCAAAUACUCGUGAGAUCUACCGAAUGGGUAACAGGAAAAGCAAGUGAUUCCAAAUAGGAAUUGAUGAAUUGCCGAGAUGAAACCAGACCUCUGAUGUAACGAGCUUCUGUGGAGCUUUGGAACCGAGUCUUGAGUGAAGUUUGUUCCUGUGUUGUGUUCAGAGGCCUCGUGUCAAACUCAGCCACUACGAUACAGUCAACACAUCUCUGCUCGACAUUUGUCUACAUCGUUCAUGGAAAGACAUUUAAAUGUGAAAGCGCGAUAUAUUUUUAUGGUGUUUUUGUUUUUUACUUGCUAUUGUAAAUAUAAUUACUACAUGCAUAGGUUUCAUUGUGUGUUGUGUCUAGUAGUAAAUGGUAGCCAAGACAGCUCAACGCACUGCAACUUAAACAGACACAUAAAGAAAAGAUCUUCACGCCUUUGACACAUUGCAUUUAGAAAAAAACACAUUGGAAGUCUAACUAUGAAUCCAGAAAACACAAGAUAAAUACAGAAUAACUGCAAGUCCACCAGGACACGACGAAAAACCGUUUCAUUGUUUUAAGAAUGCUCAGUCAAUUUCAAAGACAGCUGGUCGCGUUCAACGUCCUUCUCAAACAGGAGGAGAGUUGUUGGGGACUAUUUUCGGUGGUGGAUUGAUACACAUUCCCAAAGACCCACAGGUGGGUCGCAGAAGAUUUUCAUCCGCAGUCUUUUAUUUAACAUUUAUAUCUGCCGUACGUCUUUGAGCCACAUGAGAGAUGCCGGAAUGUUUGUGUUCUGAUAAUCGAAGCCUAAUUAUAAAAUUGAGUGUAUUAUGAAAGGCUAGUGUACAUGCUGUUUGCUUUACAGAUGAGAGGAAAUGAAAAGAAUGAGUCUGUUAACUCCACCUGAAGGCAUUUAUUUGGUCUCAUUUCUAAAGUACAUACCUUGUUUUUUAAAUUGUAGCAUGUUGAGGUGUCAUGGCCACCAUAAUAUGUGGUGUCAUAGUAAAAGGUAUACUGUAAGAGAAUGUGGUUAUCAAGCACGGCUCAUCAGCCAUUCAAUAGCCAAAACAUUAAAUAAAAAAUGUGUUCUCCAAAUGUAGAGAACCUGUUUUCAGACAAACACAGUGGAAGGUUUUAUUUGUUUCAUGUUGAUGCUGAUAGACAUCUGUUUUAACUCUACAAGUCAACAGUCUAGACACUCGACUCCUCCUUCCCUUCAAGCCUCACAUGAAUCAACGUGUCUCGGAGCCGUGUUUUUUUUGUUUCGUUUCAAAUCCACCGUCUCAACGCAGCAAAUAAGUUGGAUUAAAAACAUGCAAACAUCAGGGAUCAGUACUGAGUUUUAUUAUCAAUGGAAUAAAUUUAAAAAUAAAAAGCACUUUUUUUGAUGACAAU